Magallana angulata is the source of this 1525-nucleotide messenger RNA. Its product is annotated as zinc finger protein 862-like. The coding region runs from base 239 to 1510 and encodes 423 amino acids. Lineage: Eukaryota; Metazoa; Mollusca; Bivalvia; Ostreida; Ostreidae. The record is from RefSeq and is a predicted model, not a curated record. The transcript has 2 exons.
UUGAAAUAUACGGUAGCCCGACGCCCGGGGCUAGUCAGUUUAAAACUCGGGCUUGCUCAUUUAUAGUAACUGAUAGUCCGUCGGGCUAGCAAAUCGGAAAAAAAUCCUUGGCUUUCACUUUCGUUUUUUAUUUAAACUGGUUCCAUAAGAACUAGUUGAAUUGUAUCUAUCUUCAAAGCGUUUAAGAACAGGUGAAUAAAAGAGCAUAUUAAAGCAUCUUAAUCACAUUGAUCAAAGCAUGAGUAAGCAAACCACGUUGUUUGGAUUUACCCAACCGUGUAAAAAAUCAGCGGAGGUCAGUAAAGAUGAGAGAUACGAUCAGACAAAAAGGAAAAGAAAGUUCCAAGAAAGUUGGAGAGAAAGGUUUCCAUGGGUUGAGGUUGAAGUGCAGUCUCAUCCCUCAGGCUCAACUUCAAGUGACGCCGAUGUCAGUGACUGUAUUUACUGCAGAACAUUUCCAGAAUGUGCAAACAAAUCAAGUGCUCUAUUCAAGGGUACCGGUAAUUUCAGAAUUGAUCCACUUAUUUCGCAUGAUAAGACAAGCGAACAUUUCGUAGCAAGUAAACGUUAUUUUACCAGAAAUAAAAUUUGUGACCAGAAUAACAAUGGACCCGGAUUGAGAAAAAAUUCAGACGAACCCUGUAGUAGUAGUGCUAUAGACAAAUACAGAGAAAAGCUGUUACCAGCCGUUUCAAGCACAGAAAUUGCCAAAGCAAUGUACAGAUUAUCGGAUGAAGAAAAGAAAAAAAUGACCGUCCUCUUUAAUACAGCAUAUGCAGUUGCAAAGAAUGGAAAGCCCUUUAGUGAUUAUCUCUAUUUGUAUGAAUUGAAUAAAUUAAAUGGUUUAGAUUUUGGUGGCCAAUACAAUAACAUUCAUGCUUGUGAAAAUUUCAUUGAAGCCAUAGGUCAAACAUAUCGUGAGAAAAUUCGGGAUGAAAUUCUGAAGACAAACUGUGUUAGUAUUCUUGCAGAUGGUUCAACUGAUGCUGCUGUAUUGGAACAGGAAAUUGUAUACUUGCGAUAUGUCCAGCCAUAUUCUGGAGUUCCUGUAUGUAGGCAAAUUGACAUUGUAGCUGUCCAAUCAUCAGAUGCCACUGGGAUCCUUGCUGCACUGCACCAGGCUGUGGAGGAAGGCUUGAAUAUCAACAUGAGUGAUCUGCAUCCAGAUCACAAGGGGACACCAUCUCUUAAUAUGGCCAACUUUGAUGGAGCAUCUGUGAACUUUGGAUCCAAAUCAGGAGUUGUUGUAAAACUGAAGGAAGACUUUCCAGAACUGUUAUCUUUGCAAUGUGUGGCACAUAAAUUAGAGCUGUCAAUUUUAGAUGCUGUUAAAUCUUGGAAAUAUCUCAGUGAUUUUUUUGAAGAGGUUAUCAAAGGCAUUUUUAAGUUCUAUCACUACUCUCCAAAACGAAGGAGGGAAUUAAAGGCUAUUUCAGAAAUACUGGAAAAGGAUCUUGUACAUUUUCAAGUGUUAAGCAGGUCAGAUGGCUUGCUAGCAUCUAGCUCUUGAUGCUGUGAAAUAAAA